Molecule: messenger RNA, 18010 nt
Organism: Diabrotica virgifera virgifera (western corn rootworm)
Lineage: Eukaryota; Metazoa; Arthropoda; Insecta; Coleoptera; Chrysomelidae
Product: fibrillin-2
Exons: 45
Coding region: 279-8888 (2869 amino acids)
Molecular function (GO): calcium ion binding
Source: RefSeq, a predicted model, not a curated record
UUAGUUGCUGGACCAUUCGAACCGAUUACAGUCGCAUCUCGGCACUCCAAGGCCCAACAUCGUGAAAUUCUUCUUCAUCUUGUUCCUCAUAAGUCGCGAGUGCUGAAUACGCUACUUUAGUCAUUUUUGCUAAGUUUUUCUCUAAGUGGUAGUUUGACUUUUUCGAAAGACAUGUGUAAGUGAAGGGGGCCGUGUACAGUUCGGGGUAGGAGAUUUCUCGAAUAUUUUUGUUCCCAAAACCGAAGAAGGCUCCUUGGGAGCCGAUAACAACCUAGGAAAUGAAGUUAGGGGAAUACGUUUUAGCUAUAUGGUUCUUAGCAGUUAGCACAGAAGCUAGCAGACUUAGACAUCAAGAAAAUCAGGGACAUAAUUCAACGGAACCACAGCACCAUUUACCACCUGGAGGACCAAACGUAUGUCGAUCACGAACGAGGAGUUACUGUUGUCCAGGAUGGCAAAGGCACAACGUCAUAGGACUUUGUAUAUUACCCGUUUGUUCGAGAAGUUGUGGAUACGGUCAGUGUGUUUCACCUAACGUAUGUCUAUGCGAAGGAGGCCAAAGAUCUUCUACGUGUGGGCCUGGUAACAAGCAAAUACAAGGUCUCGAUGGGAAGUCUUGUAGAGCGAUCUGUAUGAACGGCGGAUCAUGUAUUGAUGGAAAGUGCGUCUGUUCAGCCGGUUAUAGUGGAGAAUUCUGCACAGAACCUAUUUGUGAAGAACAGUGCAAAAAUGGCGGUAGAUGUAUUGGACCUGACAGAUGUGCUUGCUUUUACGGGUUCUCUGGAAAUCACUGUGAAAUAGAUUACAGGACGGGACCAUGCUAUACUGGAUACAGAGGAAAUCUUUGCGUGAAUCAACUGGAAGGAGUAGUCUGCACCAAGACGUUAUGCUGCGCCACGGUAGGAAAAGCAUGGGGACAUCCUUGUCAACAUUGUCCAUCCCGGUUAGACUGUGAAACUGGUUAUUUGAAAAACCUCAAAACUGGAGAGUGUGUAGAUAUAAAUGAAUGCGAAGCAAUUCCUCAUCUUUGUCAAGGCGGUACUUGCGUCAACUCAGUGGGCUCUUUUACUUGUGAAUGUCCAGCAGGUCAAACCAGGAAUCCUGCUACAAACAGUUGCGAAGACAAAAAUGAAUGCGAAGAGGAAGACGUGUGUCAAGAUGGAAGAUGUAUCAACACCAACGGUGGGUUUAUCUGUCUUUGUAAUCCUGGAUUUAUUCAAAGUCAAGAUAAGACGUACUGUAUUGAUGGUCGUCAAGGCCUGUGUUACACCCAAAGAUCUCCACAAGGACGCUGUAGUAAUAACCUACAGUUCAGACUAUCAAAAAAGGACUGUUGUUGCGGUGUUAAUAUGGGUCAAGGAUGGGCAAUGUACACUGGAGAAGAGUGUGCACCGUGUCCCGAAUACGGAGAAGAUGAACAUCGUCGACUGUGUGAAGCUCAUCCUACACAUCCUCUACAACCAGGCGGUGCUACGAUCGACAUAACACCAGGAGUGAUACCAGGAAGUAACCAAGUAGGACAAAUUAGUGUGAACGAGUGUAUUCUAAGACCUGAUAUUUGCGGACAAGGAAAAUGUGUGGAUACUGUUCAAGGAUAUGAUUGUCUGUGUGAUCCUGGCUACAGGCUAAAUCACCACAAUAUUUGUGAAGAUAUCGACGAAUGCAGAGAAGGUAAAUGCAUCAACGGCCGUUGCACAAACCUCCCAGGAAGCUUUUCUUGUCUUUGUCCACCAGGAUUCGAUGUUACUCCAGACGGUACCAUGUGCACAGACCACGAUGAAUGUUCCGAAAUUGGAAUGUGCACCAAUGGUAUUUGCAUCAAUAUGGACGGUAGCUUCAAGUGUCAGUGUAAGCCAGGGUUCAAGUUGUCUCCAACUGGAUACGCUUGUAUUGAUAUUGAUGAAUGUUACGAGAAUCCUAGAAUAUGUCUUAAUGGUCGAUGUCAAAAUACACCAGGAUCAUAUGAAUGUGCAUGUCUGUCAGGCUUUGUUGAAUCCAGUGACAAUACUUUCUGUAUUGAUCUAGAUGAAUGCUCAACUACAGGUAUGUGUGAUCAUGGCAAAUGUAUCAACAUGGAAGGUUCCUUCAGGUGCGUUUGUGAUCCGGGUUACCGUCUUGGUGCAGAUGGCAAACAUUGUGCUGAUAUUGACGAAUGUAUUAACAAUCCUUGCCAGUUUGGCAACUGCUACAAUACACCGGGUAGCUUUAGAUGUGAAUGUCAUCUUGGAUUCAGUUUAGGUCCUGACGGAAGAUCUUGUUUGGAUAUUCGAAGAGAUCUGUGCUAUCAGGAAUACAGAGAUGGACUAUGUUUUAAUCCAUCCACUACUGCUGUUACUAAGUCGAGUUGUUGCUGCUGUACUAUUAUUUCUGGAAAACCUAUGGGUUGGGGUACAACCUGUCAACCUUGUCCGAUGCCAGGAACUACAGACUUCGAUCUCUUGUGUCCUCAUGGUCCAGGUUCCACUUUUGAUGGUAACGAUAUCAAUGAAUGCGCCCAAAAUCCAAACAUUUGCCAAAAUGGAGCCUGUGAAAAUAUGAUAGGAACCUACAGGUGUAUCUGUAAUCCAGGAUUUGAAGUGGAUGAGACCGGGAAAAUAUGUACGGAUAUAAAUGAGUGCGAAGUAGAAGAGUUGGUGUGCAGCGGGGGACAAUGCAGGAACACACCUGGCAGCUUCCAGUGCAUCUGCCCUACAGGAACACAGAUGAAUCCGAAGAAUUUCGUUUGUGAAGACAUCGACGAGUGCCGAGAGUUAGGACCAGAGGCUUGCUUCAAUGGAGAAUGCGUUAAUGUCCAUGGAUCUUAUAAAUGUGAAUGUGAUCCCGGAUCUGUGUUGGAUAAUACUGGAAGAAUAUGUAUAGAUAAUCGCAAGGGAUCCUGUUGGACAACCUUGAACAGAGGCCGAUGUGAAAACGACUUGCCCCAGCUAAGCAGAAGAUCUGAAUGCUGUUGCUCCGUGGGAGUUGCCUGGGGAUCCCCUUGCGAAAGAUGUAACAGGAACGAAUGUGACUGCCCCAAGGGAUACGCUAAGACUGACGGAAAGACUUGUACCGACAUCAACGAGUGUGAUCUCAAUCCAGACAUUUGCAGAGGUGGUGGUACUUGCGUUAAUACCGAUGGUAGCUUUACUUGUUCAUGUCCACCUGGUUUAACUUUGGAUGAAACUAGAACCAAAUGUCUAGACAUCCGCCAAGAACAAUGCUACACGAAAUACCAACACGGAAAAUGCGUAUCACCAAUUGAUGGUUUCUUCCACAAGAACCUCUGCUGUUGCUCUCAGAUCGGUAAGGCUUGGGGUGACCGUUGUGAUGCCUGCCCAAGACCAGGAACGUCGGCAUUUAACGAGCUAUGUCCGAAAGGAUUGGGAUUUUUGGAUAAGAAGGACAUUAACGAAUGUACUGACUUCCCGGGUAUUUGCCAAAAUGGAAGAUGCAGGAACACCAUUGGUGGAUACAGCUGCAAGUGCAACAAAGGAUACGAUUAUGAUGACAACAAGGUGAAGUGUAUAGAUAUUGAUGAGUGUAAUUUGACAACUGAAAACGUUUGUGGAAAUGGUGUAUGUAAAAACGUUCCAGGGGAUUUCGUUUGUGAAUGUAACGAGGGAUAUAGGACAAUGGCUCCCAUGCAAAUUUGUAUGGAUAUCGAUGAAUGCGAAGAGAUUCCUGGAGUUUGUCGAGGUGGACGAUGUCUCAAUUCUGAAGGAUCUUAUAGAUGUGAAUGUCCACCAGGCCACGAACUUUCACCAGACAAACAAUCCUGUAAAGAUAUCGAUGAAUGUUCCAGGUCGAGUGGAAUUUGUUCCAAUGGUGUGUGCGAAAACAUGAUGGGAACUUACCAGUGCAUCUGUAACGAAGGAUAUAGGCAGACUGGACAAAAGUCACAUUGCGAAGAUAUUGACGAAUGUGAUGAGGAACCAUGCGAUGACAUAUGUGUCAACAUUCCAGGAAGCUUUUCAUGUACAUGCGGUAAUGGAUACACUCUUAACACGGACGGAAAAUCCUGUGCAGAUAUCGAUGAAUGCAAGGAAAACCCAAGAAUUUGUAACGGUGGACGAUGUACAAAUACUAUUGGUAGCUACAUAUGCCAUUGCACUGAAGGUUUGAUACCUGGACCUAGUGGAACUUCGUGUAUUGAUAUCGAUGAAUGCAAACAACGUCCAAACAUUUGUGGAGCUGGUGAGUGUAUUAACACUCUUGGAUCGUUCCACUGUAGAUGUGAAGAGGGUUAUUCAGUGAAACCUGAAGGAGGCCCUCAGUGUACUGAUGAAGAUGAAUGUUAUUUAGGAACCUACAACUGUGAUGAAAAUUCUGACUGUAUUAACAACCCCGGUUCCUACCAAUGCCGUUGUCAAGAUGGUUUCACUGGAAAUGGACUCCAUUGCCGAGACGUCAAUGAAUGUUUAACCAAUAAUGGUGGAUGCGAUCAAAAUGCACAAUGCAUAAACAACGAUGGUUCGUUCAGAUGUGAAUGUGACGCAGGCUUCAAAGGUGACGGCUACGCAUGCAGCGACAUCGACGAAUGCUCCAACGAUCCCACUCUUUGCGAAAACGGCCAAUGUGUCAACUAUCCAGGAUCAUUCAGAUGCGAGUGUGAGAUGGGCUUCAUGCACCCACAAGAAGGAAACGAGCAGUCCUGUGUCGAUAUCAACGAAUGCGACAUGUUCAACAACCUUUGCGUUUUCGGAAAAUGUGAAAACACCUUUGGCUUCUUCCGUUGUGAGUGUAACGACGGCUACAAACUUGACAGCUCUGGUGGCAACUGUACCGAUAUAGACGAGUGUGAAAGUCCACAAUCUUGUCUCUAUGGAGAGUGUACCAACACCGAUGGCAGCUUUAAAUGUAUUUGUCCACCACACCACGAUUUAGUAUCAGAAGGGAACGCUUGUAUAGAUAGAAGAACGUCACGAUGUUUCCUUAAAGUAGACGGGCCUGGUAGAUGUUCUGCACCAACAGCCGAUUACGUUACCAAAGCAUCUUGUUGUUGUUCAGUGGGACAAGGUUGGGGACCGAGCUGUGAUCUUUGCCCUCAUCCAGACAGUCAGGAGUACCAGCAGUUGUGCCCUGGAGGAAUGGGUUAUAAACCAAAUGAUAUAACAGUUGUUCUUGAAGAUAUAAACGAAUGCGAGGAACACAAAAACAUUUGUCAAAACGGCCAUUGCACGAAUACAUUCGGCAGCUUCAUGUGCUCCUGUAAUGAGGGAUACCGGCUAGAUCCAACUGGUUUCCAGUGCAUCGAUGUGAACGAAUGCUUCGAAAAUCCAAGCAUUUGUAACGUGGGAGAAUGUGUCAACGAACCUGGCAAAUACUACUGUCAGUGUCCUGAAGGAUACAUGCCAAUGCCUGGUCGACGUGAAUGUGUUGAUAUGCGCAAAGACCUCUGUUUCCUCAACUACAGCAGGUGGAGGUGCUCUACACCUAUGACACAAAAUCAGACGAGGAAACUCUGCUGUUGUUCCAUGGGUCAAGCUUGGGGUCAACCUUGCGAACCUUGUCCAAUUGCUGGCACCAGUGAGCACGUGAGCUUAUGUGGCGUCCGUCCUGGGCAAAUAGUAAAUCCUAUUACCAAUGAGACAAUGGAGAUUGAUGAGUGCGAAUUAAUGCCAUCUAUGUGCAAACAUGGACAAUGCAUUAACACACCUGGAAGUUUUGAAUGCAUGUGCAACAGAGGUUACAUCUACGACGAAAACUCCCACCAAUGUAUCGACGACAACGAAUGUUUGAGGAAUCCUUGCGAAGGGAAUGCCCAAUGUCUCAAUCUUCCUGGUAACUUCGAAUGCAAGUGUCCCGCAGGGUAUAAACACGGCUCUACAUUCAUGGAUUGUGUGGAUAUUGAUGAGUGUUUGGAAAAGCCACACAUUUGUCAGAAUGGCGAAUGUAAAAACUUGGAAGGAAGCUUCCAGUGUAUUUGCCCUACUGGAUAUCUGUUGACUUCUGAUAGGGAUACUUGCCUAGACAUCGAUGAAUGCCAGCGCCAUCCAAAUAUUUGCAACAACGGCAGUUGUAUUAACAUGGUCGGCCACUACAAAUGCCAUUGCAACCAAGGCUUUAAACUAAGCAACAAUAACGACUGCGUAGAUAUAGAUGAGUGCCAUAUGAUGCCGUUCUUAUGUCGGAACGGAAGAUGCAGAAACACAUUAGGAUCUUUCUACUGCGAGUGUGCUAGUGGAUACGUUUUGACGCACGACAAACAUAACUGUAGGGAUAUCGAUGAAUGCCAAGAAACUCCUGGAGCAUGUCCACCUCCUGGAAGGUGUACAAACGUUAUGGGAUCGUUCGUGUGCAGCUGCCCUGAAGGAUAUGAACUCAGCACUGUGACUGGAAUUUGCGAAGAUAUUGAUGAAUGUGUGGUCAAUGUUGGCAUAUGCGAAAAUGGCAUCUGCACAAAUACAGAUGGUGGGGCGUUUUGUACGUGUCAAGAAGGAUUUAUACUGGAUCAGGCUACAAUGAAAUGUAUAGAUGUCAGACAAGAGCAAUGCUACGACGUUUUCAAUCGUGGUCAGUGUUCAGAUCCCAGAGGUAUGAGUAUUACUGCCAAAGAAUGCUGUUGUUCCAAAGGAGCAGCUUGGGGAAGAUAUUGCGAAAGAUGUCCUCCUGAAGGUUCCGUUGAUUUCUUGAAGAUGUGUCCAGAAGGUCCAGGCAGAAUGGACACUGGCAGUGAUCUUAACGAAUGUGAGCUGAUGCCGAACGUCUGCGAUGGAGGUGAGUGCGUCAACACUGAUGGUUCCUUUAGAUGUGAUUGUCCUGCUGGCUACGUAUUAGAUUCCACGGGCAAAAAAUGUGUUGAUGACAAUGAGUGUGUAUCAUCUCCAAGCGUCUGUGGUAACGGUACGUGCAGUAAUGUGGAGGGUGGAUUUGAGUGUAACUGUAGUAAUGGAUUUGCUCCAGGACCAUUACAGGUGUGUGAAGAUGUAAACGAAUGUCACGAAAUAGGAAACCAAUGUGCAUUCAGAUGCCAUAACGUCCCAGGAUCGUUCAGAUGCAUCUGUCCUUAUGGUUAUGCCUUAGCACCUGACGGCAGACACUGCACAGAUGUCGAUGAAUGUAGUACUCCCGCUAACAACUGCAAAUUCAUGUGUAAAAACCUGAUAGGAACAUUCAUGUGUAUUUGCCCUGUAGGAUAUAGUCAAGUCGCUCUAACCGAUGAUUGCAUCGACAUAAAUGAAUGUGAAGAUGAAGAUGUUUGUAGUAAUGGAAAAUGCAUUAAUCUGCAAGGUAGCUUUAGAUGUGACUGUGAGGAUGGCUUUGAGCCUAGUCAAGACGGCAAACGAUGUGUAGAUAGAAGACAAGGCAUGUGCUACAGACAACUCAUCAACGGUAGAUGCAGAGCUCCCUACAACGAAUUGAAGCUGUCGACAAUGGCCGACUGCUGUUGUUCCAUGGGAGAAGCUUGGGGUCCUCACUGCGACCUAUGUCCAUCUAGAUAUACACCACAAUAUCAGGAAUUGUGCUUAGAUAGCGGAUUCUUAGUAGACGGAAAAGAUGUAAAUGAAUGUGAAACUAUCCCAGAUUUGUGUAAAAAUGGAGAAUGUAUCAAUACUUUGGGAUCCUAUAGAUGUAUUUGCAAUAAAGGCUACAGACCAGAUCCAUCAGGACUAUAUUGUUAUGACAUCAACGAAUGCUAUACCAACACGUCCCAUUGCCAAUACCAUUGCCAUAAUACCGAAGGUAGUUACACUUGUUCGUGUCCACCUGGAUUCUUACUUAAUCCCGAUGGUAUGACCUGUAGAGACUUGGACGAAUGCAGCACAGGACAAAAUAUUUGCCAACAGAAUUGCAUCAACACAGAAGGAAGUUACAAGUGUUCUUGUGACGAUGGAUAUAAUCAAGUGGGUGAUAAUUGCCAAGAUAUUAAUGAAUGUGAAGAACCUGGUGUCUGUCCAAAACCAGGAAGAUGUGUAAAUACAUUGGGAAGCUUCAAAUGCAUCUGCCCAAGGCGAUUCAAGUUGGACCAGAGUGGAACAUUCUGCGUUGAUAUUGACGAAUGUGCGGAUGAUACCAAAUGUCAAGAAGGGUGUCAAAACUUAGUAGCAGGAUACAGAUGUGGUUGUCCUCAAGGGUAUGCACAACAUCCUUAUUCCAACCAAUGUGUCGAUGAAAACGAGUGCCAAAAUAAUCCAUGUGGAGGUAGUGGAAACUGUUUCAAUACUCCCGGCAGCUACAGAUGUGGAUGUCCAGAAGGAUACCAGUUUGAUAUGGGACUCAAUAUCUGCAUACAGGUCAGUCCUAGCUGUUCAGGUGCCCCAUGUGCCUUUGGAUGUAAUAGCAGAGGACCAGGUUAUACCUGCGGUUGUCCCCAUGGAUAUCAACGAAUCGGCCAAGGUCACUGUCUAUCAACCAUCACACCAGUUUAUUCGGGAUACGGUCAAGACAUCGGAGAUGUGCCUGUCUACCCUAUCGAAGAUGAAUACUCAGGAUCUAAGGAUAAAUUGAUCACUACAGAAGGAUGCUUCUCUUGCAAAAUCAACGGCAGGCAUAGACGAGCUUCCAGACGUCGAAGAUUAGCUAGAGCAUCACACAACGAAACCAUUUCAGAACUCUUCAAAACGGAACCAGCCAGGAGAAGGGUCAGAAGGCAUAAACACGAUGAGGUCGAAGAGUCUUUGGAAAUUAAAUUGAAUAUAUCUCAAACAAGACAUAGGACUAGAAUUAUAAAACUGCAACCUGCUGUUAAGACUGAAAUGAUCUACAAAAUAGUGAAAGGUAACGAAGAAAAGAAAUUCGAGCUCAUCAAAAAACACGGAGUUUGGGCACUACACUUCCGGAAACGACUAAAACAACCCGGAGAAUUCGAGCUGAUCAUCCAUGGCAGACCCCAGACAGUCAUUCUGGAAGCCGAGUCGUACGACAAACCCCUAACACUCAAAGUCAAAAUUGUUGUGACGGAAGAUUAGAAUGUUUUUAUUUUUAGUUAUACAAAAGUAUACAUUUGGGAGAUUUUUCCAUUUUGCUGAUAUUAAAGUGAUAUUAUUAUCUUUUGAGUCAGGACUUUGGUAAGGUAUUUAAACAGAAAUAAUAAAAUAGUAAAGAGGUAAAAUUUAUUAUGGAAGUCCACAAUACAUACUAUAUUUGUUAAAGAAAUAUUUUUGUUGAAAAUAUCUUGUAAUAUUUGAAAUGGGAAAUCUGUAUUUUUUAUUUAACUUACUUUUAUCUUUAGCAUUUUCAUUCUUUUUUACUUUUAAUUUUACAGAUGUUGCAGUUUUCUAACUUUAAUUCUAUUUAAAACCUUCUAUUUAAUUCUAUUUAUUCUAAUUUUUCUCAACACCUUCACAUUCGUGACUAUCCACACAAUUUAUUCUUAAUAUCCUUCUUUAGCCCAUAACUCGAAGGCUUUUAAGCUGUCCGAAACAUAUUUCUUUAAUGUCCAAGCCUCCAACCCAUAAAAUAUAUUACUUACUGAGAACACGUUGCAUCUCAAAAGUCUUAUCUUUAAAUAAAUUGUAAUAUCCUUAUCCUAGCUGCAGAAUACUUUUUUCAGUUCGUUUUUGCUAUAAUCUCUUCUGUACUCCCAUAAUCUUAAAUACUGACAUGCGUUACGUAAUAUCGCAAGAAAAUUUUACGUCGACGCAGCUCAAAGACUAAAACUGCAUGCUAAAACUACAGCAGUUGAGAGCAGGUACAAUUACACAACACUUGAAGAUAUACGUUCUAGGAAUCUUUUAUAAAACACAUUUUACAACAAAAUUUAUUUUCGGUGCGGUAUGGUAUACCACUUCUUGUCAGCAGUACCGGCGCUAGGGUAUAAGACGCCUGCCUGCGACACUAGUAUAGGCGCCCUUCGGUUGUUUUAAUUGGUAUUUUGUAUAGCACCAGCAGGAAAAAAAGCUCAGUUUUGCGCCCCCCAAACAGGGGCGCCCGCCUGCAGUGCAUCCCUUGCAGGCCCGUUAUCGCCGGCCCUGCUUGUCAGUGGUUAUACGAUUUUGCUCCCUCUUUAGUGGUAUUUGUGGACCAAUGAUUUUAAGCUUGUUACUGAAGGGUAGCUAUAUACAUACUAUAAAAUAUAUAUUAUAUCUCAUGUAAUACAUCUCACAUCGCUCACUGUAGUAAUGAGUGAGCCUGUAUACACGGAACUAUGCAGACUCACUCAUUAUUAUAGUGAGCGAUAUGAGAUGUAAUAAUAUAAUAUAUUAUAUAUAAUAUAAUAUAAAAUAUAAUAUAUUGAAAUAUAAUAUAUACAUAUAUUAUUGCUCUCCAUCAAUAGGUAAUAAGUUUUACUUCCAGUCUUCAUUCAAAUGUGGUUCUGAGAUAUUUAAAAUUGGCAUGUCCGAUAAUUAAUAAAAAAUAUGUCCAGAUCUUUAAUUUUCCUUUACAGUGUGCUCCAGCUCCAUCUUUGGACUACUAGCUAAAAUAUAAAUAGAGUAAAGUGAAAACGUCAAUUAUUCGCCAAUCUGCCUUGCUAUAAAAAAAAUCUUGCUUGUUAGAAAUCUGUAAUUCAAGCGUCGGUGAGGCGCAAUUCUUCGAAUCGCAAUUCAUCUAAACACAUGUCAUAUACACCCAAAUCGUAUACAGCCAUAUGAAUAAGGUAGAGCUAAAGUUCUUAUGGAAAUCCAAGGUUGCCAGUUGAUCUUGAGAAAACUGUCAUCUGUCAUUAGUGUCAUUUAUGAAAAGUGAUUUAUUUUUUAUUUUUUGCUUGCCUUGUUUUCUGUUUUGUUACCCUUGCCAGUGUAUUUUAUUUUAGUUGCUUUUUGAGUUUUUUUAUUAAGGGUUUAGGCGCAAAAUUUCGGCUCCAAUGCUUUUUAAAUGCAUUAAUUUUUUGCGAAUACUGAGAAAACUAAUAAAUAUUGUUGAAAAUUUUAAACACAGAAUGAAAGAUUACAUUAUUACCGAGGGCUGAAAGUCCCUUAGAAUAAAUAAAUUUUUUUAAUGAGAUACAUUAAGUAUUUAAAAUUAAAAAUCACAUUUUCUGUUUUUUUUUCACAACUGUAACUUAUUAAAAUAAACAUUAUGGAAGUUUUCAGGGACUUUCGGCCCUCGGUGAUAACGUAAUCUUUCAUUCUGCCCUUAAAUUUUUCAAAAAUACUUAUUAGUUUUCUCAGAAUUAAAAAAAAUGAAUGCAUUUAAAAAGCAUUAGAGACGAAAUUUUGCGCCUACGCCCUUAAUGGCAUAGACAUUAGUCAUUCAGUCAGUUGUAAUAACAAAUAUACAAUCCUAUCCUUAAUACAAUACAAUAAUAAUAAUCCCAUACAAUACUGGUACAAUAAAGGACAGUAAAAUGGAUAUCGGAUAAGAUGUACAUUUAGGAUAAAAAAAGGAUUCAAAUCUAAACUGAAAUGAUAAAAAAUUUCAUGCUCGCAUACAAAUCUUAUGGAAAUGUGCAUGUGUCUGACAAGAAAUCUAUAAUUUAUAUUUUUGUUGUGAGCCCGUAGCCAGCAGACUGGAUAUUGAAUGGUGCAUGUAUAUUAAGUUUGAUUAAAUUUUUAUAGAGGCAGUUUAAAUGCUGUUAAAACUUAGUGCCUAUACAUUCAAAAAAGAUAUGAUCAAGAUCACCCUGUUUCCUGCAAUGUUUGCAAUUAUCGUCUUCAAUUACAUUUAUUUUAAAUAAAUGAGUUACCUAUAUUGCUUUUUGAGUUAUAUUUCAGGUAUUAAGAGUAACUAGGUUUUUUAUAUAAAAAAAUUUAGAUGAAGUCUAAGACGAAGACGAAAUUUAGGAUGAAGUCUCUGACAAUAUUAGAAUAGCUCGCUUUGGAAAGAAAAAUAAAAAUGGGCACCAUCCAUUUAAAGUGUUCUUAUCUUCAACUGAAAAUGUUCAGACAGCAGACAUGCAGUUCUUAAACAGAAACACAUUGACCAUGCUAAAACCAUCUUUAUCAGCAUUGAUCAGACCCCUAAUAAAGGGAAGGUACUUGAAUCUGUAUAUCAAAUUUGAGCUUUUGUCUCCUCAGGAAGCAGGGGACAGAACCUGUCGAUACGGUAUUAUAAUAUCCCAAAGGUAAUUCAAAAAACCUCUAAGCCACAAUGACUUGGGCAAGCUCUCCAUUUUUAUUGAAAAUGGUAGAGGACUUCGGACUAAAUUAACAACUCUGACUCUAAAUGUUUCUAACAGCUACUUUGAUGUGAUCAUAUUUACUGAAACAUGGUUAACACCUGAUACAAGCGAUGCUGAAAUUGGUUUAUUUAAUUACGAUAUCUACAGCAUCUAGCGAUGCUAAAAUUGGUUUAUUUAAUUACGAUAUCUACACACAAGACCUGACACAAGAAUCCAUUAAUUUCGACAGUGGAGGUGGUGUUUUAAUAGCUGUUAAAGAAGUUUUAUCCCAUCAGAUGUUUCUGCUGGACAGGUGUUUGUUCAAAUGAACAACAAAAAUCAUAUUGACACCAAAUGAGGAUGCUAUAAUGGUACAUAGACUUUUUUAUAAAAAAUGAAUGCAUUGAGAAGAAAAUUGAAAUAAUAAGACUUGCUUCAGCAAGUGUAAACAUUGAAAGAACUAUACAAUGGCUAAAAUCUUUAAAAAUCAAAGUACAAGUUACUUUAUUCCUAUUAAAUAGUUUCCUUAUAUGAACUUAUAUAAAUAUUAUUUGAGGUAUUGUUAAUCUUUUUAUAACAAUACUUAGUAAUGAUAAAAAUUAAUUUAUGUGUACAGUAGAACCCUGAUUGUCCGUGCUCCUCGGGGUCAGAUGUGGCAUGGAUAAUUGAAAUUUAUUUCUUAUAUAAUAAUAUAAUACAUAUAUACGUAUAUACAUACAUAUGUACCUACCAUAAAAAGAUAAUAGAAAAAAUGAAUCUUUCAUUACGAGUCUUCUUCUUGGCUUAUAGAGUUUCCGUCGAGUGAAUUAAGGUGACGCUAUUUUGAUAAAACCUCAAAAAUGCAACUUCAGUAUUAGAAAACCAUAGCACGGAUAAUCAGGGUUCUACUGUAUAUAUUAUCUGAAUUCACAGAUGAUAUGAGUGUAGUCAAGUGUGAAUAUUCUUUUCAAGUAAAAGUACCUAUAAGAAAUAAAACAAUCUUUUAAAACAAGUUUUUUACUUAUAUAAUUGGAAUAAAACUGAUAAUACAUUGUAAAAAUAUACCUCUACCAAAAUUUUUAACAUUUCUUGUAUAAAUUCUACAUCAAAUGGUACUUUAAUAAGAAGUGUGGACUUAUCAAAUGGACAAAAAACUACAAAAUAACAUAUUUGUAGUCCUGUAAGUAGCAAUUGCACUUGUCCAUAAAUACAUAUGAUUUUUCUUUAACAUAAUAUUGUUUUCCCUCAAUUAUGCAUAAAUAUUUAAGGUCACGUAAAAUUGAUUGCACAGAUUUUGUUUUACCUGCCAGAGGACAGUUUAUUUCUAGACAUUUUCCGGAAACAAUUCCAUUGACACUGCCAGUCAUACUUAGAGUUAUUUUUUCAUACAUAUUUAAAGCAACUGAUUCAUAAUUUUUUCCCACGGAAGGGUACAGGAUUUUCUUUAAAAUUGGAAUUAUACAAUUGGUUGACUUUAAGUGGCCAACUUAGGCUUUUAUUUUUAUCAUAAGUAAAUAAAUGGCAAUAAAUUGUCCCAGUUACUUGCAGUCACGUCAGCUUUUUUCAUGCUUCUCCAGUUUGGUUUAGCAUAGCUAAAGAUAUUUCAACAGAGUUACUGCAGCUUACUUCAACAUUAUUUGAGUAAAAUAGAGCUUAAUCAUAAUUUAGUACAAUAUCAGUAGCCCAUUUAUCAGCAGACUGGUAGGACUUUAUUGUUGACUAUGUUGUAUUAUUGUUUUUGAAAUUAUCCCCACUGUUGUUUGAUGUCUGUGGUGCUUAAUUUUUUCAAAUUUUCCAUGGUAUGCCUGUAAGCAAUAAAAAAGAAUUAUAAACAAAGUUGCAGCGAAAUGGUUCUUUUAUCAAACCAUUAUGUAAUCACUUAUCGAAAAAUAUAUAGUAAUGUGCCAAUUAUAUGUUUGCAUUUACCUGAAUUUCCAGCUUUACAUGUACAAUUACAUAGGUACAAACAUUUUUAAUAUCAAUCAUUUCAAUUUAAAAUUAUAAUGGUUUUUGGUGGGGUUGUCCUUUCAAAUUGCCCGUUUGAAGGCACAAUCACUGCGGUUUUCCCACUAGAUGAUAAUAUUUCACAAGUAAUAAUACGGUUGGAAUCUAAAAUUGCUUUCCUUUCUACUAACUACUAAGGUUCUUUUUCUUUUAAAAUGUGUUUAAAAUACCCUUAUCCUAUCAAAAGUUGUCAACAACAUAACCAAACAUAACAAAGCUCAUCAGACAAUGACAAUUGACAGUAAUUGAUAGACGUCUCUUCUCAUAUUUGAAGAUGUGGCAACAAUGGAUUUCCAUAAGAACUUUAGCUCUUCCUUAUGAAUAUACUUUGACAGGAUUUGCUUGACAGUAUCCGCUGGGUGGAUUGACAUGGAGGGGUUAUGACAUGUAGACAGUGCUUCUCAUGUGGCAUAAUUUGUAAGCCGUCCCCCACUGGCGAUAAAUUCAGUUUGCUUGUUCUUCACUAUAUUUUCUUGCCUUAGUAAUGAAAUUCUAAUUAUGCAGAUAAUUUCAUCCCUUUUAGGUAGCUAUUUGCUUAAAUUGGGUAUUUUUGUCAACAAAUAAAAAAAAGUAUUUUGGGCGACAUUUACAGGCACAUUUGCUUUACAAAUUUGAGAUAAUUUGGCGGCGUCCGUAGAUAUUAAAAAGGUGGCCGCCAAUACAAGCUGAUAAAAUAGGGGGAUUCUACAUAUAUAUUCGGUUUGGGAAAUUUUGAAACUGUUCCUUAGUACAGGUGACUAUUGACGCAGAUUUUACUAUAUGGUCCAAGAGCUGUGAGACAUUUUUGAGUAGGUAUUUUAGGCAAGCUGAAAAUUUUUCAGGUGACUUUUCCAUGAUAGCCUAAUACAAAAAUGCCGGUCUGGCUGGAGGGUAGCGGUUAUUUUCCCCAAAAAUCCCCCCCAUAUUUAAAAAAAAAAGUGUAAAAAUAAUUGUUAUUACAAAAAAUAUCAUUGACGUGACUUUAAAGUAAAUUGAAAUAUUCAAAUAUUAAGAAAAUAAACAAGCCAUGCGAUUUGAAGGCGAUUUUAACUCUGCAAGAUACUUGCAUGGGCGUCCCAGGAUUAUUUUCAGGGGAUGCAUCUGAACUUCAGAAGAUUUCAUCUGAAUCUGUACAUACUAUUAACGAGUAUAAAAUAUACAACUAUAAAUGCAUAGCUAUGUAUAUUCCUUCUGAACAGGGAGGUGCAAUUGUUAUUUUGACAGGGUAUUUUUUAAUAUUAAAAAUAAUUAUUCUAAAAAAGGCAGGUUUUUUGGUGAAAUUUUCCAACUGCCAUGUGAUCAAACAAAUUACGCGUUCAUAUAAAUGAAUACCGCUAUAGGUAAGCAGUAGUGUGAGAAAGAGCGUAUACCGAUAGCUGUUUGCGUCCUCUGUUCUAGCGGAGUGAGUCCGUUCGCUCGAGAAAAAUCACGUGACCUGGCGAUACCCAUGUUGUGCCUCGAAACGUUAGAGCAAUUAUUAUAUAUUAUAGUUUUUGAAGUAAGUUUUUCUUAAUUAAAGGAAAAUAAUACGUACUAUACAAUAGAUUUUGCAAAUAUGAUAGGAAAAGACAAAUUUAUUAUUAUAAAUAUAUAGGUAGAAAAGUAUAAAACUAUAAACUAAAUAAAUUCUGUGUCCGAAUCUUGUACUUCUUCUUCAAACUCCUCAUCUGGGCUUAAAUAUUCAUUCUCUUCUUCUUCGUCAGACUCCCCUCGAAACUCAGAUUCUUCUUCUACAUGAUCUGUAAAUAGUUGUAAUAUGCAUUUAGAAUUUAUUAGAAAUUAAUUAGUGAUUAAUUAGUUGAGUUGCUACGUAUUCUCUCUCAUUUUGUACGGAGUCGAAGCCUGCACAACCACGGGCGCCUCUGAAGAAAGACUUGCCAUUGUUGAGAUGUGGUGUUAUCGAUAAUGUAAAAAAAAUCAUGGACACAACACGUAACAAACACGGAAACAUUAAGAAAGAUUAAAAUGGCAAAAGAAAUACUCAACACUAUGAAGGAAAAAAUGAGCUACUUUGGUCAUAUACUAAGAAAUAAAAAACCUGAUGUGAUUGGUUAUAUAAGGAAAAGUAUUAAGUAUUGGUUAUAUAUUAAGUAUUGGUUCUAUAAGUAAGAAUACGUAGCAACUCAAUUAAUUAAUCACUAAUAAUUUUUUAAUUAACUCUAAAUACAUAUUAUAACUAUUUACAGAUUAGGUAGAAGAGGAAUCUGAGUCUUGAGGGGAGUCUGACGAAGAAAAAGAGAAUUAAUAUUUAAGCUCAGAUAAGGAGUUUGAAGAAGAAGUACAAGACGCAGAAUUAAUUUAGUUUAUAGUUUUAUACUUUUCUACCUAUAUAUUUAUAAUGAUACAUUUGUUUUUUUUUCUAUCAUAUUUGCAAAAUCUACAGUGAUGAGCGCGCUAAUAACCGUCAAAAUCGCUCAAAAGAUGGAAAACAUAAUACAUUGCGAAACAAAAAGAGACGAAACUCUUUUUGUUUCGCAAUGUGUUAUGUUUUCAAUCUUUUGAGCUAUUUUUCCGGUUAUUAGCUUGCUCAUCACUGUAUUGUAUAGUAUGUAUUAUGUUCCUUUAAUUAAGAAAAAGUUACAACAACAUGGUUAUCGCCAGCAGGUCACGUGAUUUUUCUCGAGCGAACGGACUCGCUCAGUUACAACAGAGGACGCAAACAGCUAUAGGUAUACGCUCUUUCUCACACUGGUACUUGCCUAUAGCGCUUUUCAUUUAUAUGCACGCGUAAUUUGUUUGAUCACAUGGCAGUUGGAAAAUUUCACCAAAAAAGCCUGUCUUUUUUAGAAUAUUUAUUUUUAAUAUUAAAAAAUACCCUAUCAAAAUAACAAUUGCACCUCCCUGUCUGGAAGGAAUGUACAUAGCUGUGCAUGUAUAGUUGUAUAUUUUAUACUCAUUAAUAGUAUGUACAGAUUCAGAUGAAAUGUUCUGAAGUUCAGAUGCAUCCCCUGAAAAUAAUCCUGGGACGCCCAUGCAAGUAUCUUGCAGAGUUACAAUCGCCCUCAAAUCGCCUGGCCUGUUUAUUUUCUUUAUAUUUGAAUAUUUAAAUUUACUUUAAAGUCACGUCAAUGAUAUUUUUUGUAAUAACAAUUUUUGCCCUUUUUUUUUAGCUUUGGGGGGGAUUUUUGGGGAAAAUAACCGCUACCCUCCAGCCAGACCGGCAUUUUUGUAUUAGGCUAUCAUGGAAAAGUCACCUGAAAAAUUUUCAGGUUGCCUAAAAUACCUACUCAAAAAUGUCUCACAGCUCUUAUACUAAUAUGGUAAUACCGUUGAUUGAAAUAUUACACUGGCAUUAAAUGGAAAUAUUACACUGACAUAUUAUUACCAGUGUAAUGUGUCAAUCAACGGUAAUACAUAAUAUAUUAUAAUUUUGUUUCUGUUUAUAUACUUUACCAAGAACCAAUCGAAAUAUAUUUUUUUAAUUAUCCAUUUUGUGAUAAUACAUCAUUGCCAUACUAACACAAUAUCACUGCCAAAAUUAAAAAGUGUGUUCUUCUUCUCAUAACAUAAUUUCCAACUCUUACUGCCAAAUAAAACCUGUAAAAUGGUUUUCAACGCUGCAUUUAAUGUUUAUUUAGAAUUACCUACUUAUUGUGUAUAUCCCAAUCUUCAUAUUUUUAAUACUUAAAGAACAAACCAAAAUUCGAGAAAUACGAGGGUUAUUCGUGAAAAAAGGUUCCCUACGCCCCUGAGACAGAAUGUGAUGUACUGGGAGAAAUAUGGAAACACUGUCUUACGCAUCAACUCUCACUCUCUCACGCCCCACCACUUAAGCCGCCCUGCAUUGCUCAGUGUCGGCCUAGCAGCCUUCGAGGAUGGAGCUUCCGAUUGCUGUAACUUUAAGACGGUGUUGCCAGAUUUGUCGGAGUAGGUCGCAUUUUUUCUCAAUGGCGUAGGGAACUUUUGUUUACGGAUGACCCUCCUAGUUGUUAAAGUAUUAAUAGACUACUUUUGUUGAAUAAGAAUUUGUAAGUCAUGUAGGAAAAUUUAUAUUUAUGGAUUUAUUUAAGUAUUUAAUUAGUUACCUUUAGAUAUUGUUUCUAAUGAUCUGUAAUAUAUUUUGCUUUCAUAUAAAAUGUUCAUAAUAAA